GAAGCGGCGGCGGGGUGUGGAGCGGAGCGGGCCGGGCCGCGCCGUUUCUAGGCCGCCGGCCCGGCAUGGCCCGGAACACGCUGUCCUCGCGCUUCCGCCGCCUGGACAUCGACGAGUACGACGAGAACAAGUUCGUGGAGGAGCCGGACGAGGCGGCGGCGGCGGCCGAGCCCGACCCCGGCCCCGAGGUGGAGGCGCUGCUGCGGCAAGGUGAUAUGCUCCGAGCUUUCCACAUGGCCUUAAGGAAUUCUCCGCUUAACACGAAGAAUCAAGCAGUAAAGGAACGGGCCCAGGGUGUAGUCUUUAAGGUUCUUACUUCCUUCAAAAGCAGCGAGAUAGAACAGGCAGUAAACUCCUUAGACAAAAAUGGCAUUGACUUGUUAAUGAAGUACAUUUAUAAAGGAUUUGAAAAGCCAACAGAAAACAGCAGUGCAAUAUUACUUCAGUGGCAUGAAAAGGCAUUAGCAAUAGGUGGACUAGGUUCCAUAGUAAGAGUUCUUACAGCAAGAAAGACUGUUUAAAAGACUAUUAACUUGAACCGAGAUGACGCUCAGUUUUGGACGCAGAAGAAAGAACUGACACAACACUGGUCCAUCUUUUCUAGAAAUUGCAAUCUACUGACAUACUUUGGAAACCUCCUGUUGGAAUGCUCUUAAUUUUAAAGGUGGGGAGAAGAAUAAAUGUAUUACUGUAUAUUUUCUGACUAUCUAAUGCAGGAGCCAAGACAUUCCCUUCUUGUUUAAGUAGAGCAGAAGGUACAAGUUCUGCCCUCCUGUUACUGUAAGUGAAGAGGUAAUUCUCUGAUGCUGCUCUAUCAAAGUGUGGUGACAUGAGAUCCUGUGUGUAUUGCAUAUUUAAGAGGUAGCUAUGUCAUUGGCAGAAGCAAGAAUCUCAUGGUUUUGGGGUUAAGUAAAUGUUCCUUUGAAAGGCUUUUUGAGGUUUUUUGUACAUAUGGUCAAAAGACUAGUUGGACUACUAGGCUGACUUCAUUGUAAAGUGCCUGCUGCAUCAAUAAAGUUUUUGGAUUGUAAGAGUAAA
Molecule: messenger RNA, 1038 nt
Organism: Gavialis gangeticus (Gharial)
Lineage: Eukaryota; Metazoa; Chordata; Crocodylia; Gavialidae
Gene: ARPC5L
Product: actin related protein 2/3 complex subunit 5 like
Exons: 4
Coding region: 66-521 (151 amino acids)
Biological process (GO): Arp2/3 complex-mediated actin nucleation; regulation of actin filament polymerization; cell migration
Cellular component (GO): actin cytoskeleton; cytoplasm; Arp2/3 protein complex
Molecular function (GO): actin filament binding
Source: RefSeq, a predicted model, not a curated record